AUGGAUCACGGAGCGAUGGAUAGCUCUUCCGACCACAGCAGCCGCGCUAGUCCCGUAACUGGCAGUCCGAAACAUCCACACAGCCCGUCGGCUCAGCAAGGUCAACAACAGCUUCACGGGUCGCAGCAUCAACCGCCGCCAUCACAUCAACAGCCUCAUCCGCGAGAUCAGAUUCGCGAGCAACAAUCGCAACAGCAACAGCACCGCGGCGUUCCCACGCCGGGAUCGCCAACGAGAGGCUCGCCACCUCAGGGACUUCCGUUGAGUCCGCCGCCUCUUUCCGCCGGAGGAGCGCCCGGUGCACCGCCAGGCAUGGUACCCCGUAUGCCAGGCUUACCGCCACCGGGUCUUGGCUUGUUGGGACAACUCGGUGGCAUGCUCAGCGGUCAUCAUGGCUCGCCGCUCGAGUUGAUGGCCGCCCAUCACGCUGUUUUACCUCCAAGAUCGUACAACAGUCCGCCGCCGAUCAGUACCAGCGAUCCCACAGCGAACGAGUGCAAACUGGUCGAUUAUCGUGGCCAGAAGGUGGCCGCGUUCAUCAUCGCCGGGGACACGAUGCUCUGUCUGCCACAGGCGUUCGAGCUCUUUCUCAAGCACCUUGUCGGUGGCCUGCACACCGUCUACACAAAGCUCAAGAGGCUCGAUAUAGUGCCGUUGGUGUGCAAUGUCGAACAAGUUAGGAUUCUCCGUGGACUCGGAGCCAUCCAGCCAGGCGUCAAUCGAUGUAAGCUGCUCAGCUGCAAGGACUUCGAUAUACUCUACAGGGACUGCACCACGGCCAGAACAGAGUCGUUUAUACAUACAAUAAACUACGGCGCCUAUGGAAAAGUAAUCAAGAAGAUGGUGAAUGGGCGUGACGCGGCAUUAUUAAUUGCUGUUACGGAACCAAGUAAUGAAAGAAAUGUUUAAUUUAACUUAAAAUAGCUUAAUUAAAAACAAAUUUUAUGGGAAAGAAAAAGAAGAACAAGGGGGAGGAAAUAGUCGAACGAGUUCGAGGAAUCGCGUAUCGGCUGGUAAUGAAUCGAGCAACAAUUCGAUACUCAGGUAUGAUAGACUUCACUGAUAAAUAAAAUUUAAUUUAAAUGAUUUAUUUACGAGUAAGAGAUGUUCUUAAUUAGGUAGAUAUAAUAUAGAUACCUACUUGUAUAGCGUAACGGAUUUAAAACAAAAUGGUUAA
Messenger RNA from Heterotrigona itama, 1177 nucleotides. Lineage: Eukaryota; Metazoa; Arthropoda; Insecta; Hymenoptera; Apidae. The record is from the annotation of a GenBank genome assembly.